AUGACUGGAUCAUCGAGGCCGUCAAGGGCGCUUGUGCUCCACGGGCCCGAGGAUUUACGCCUUGAAACGCGGGAGACACCUUACCCCGCCGCAGGAGAGGUCCAGAUAGCCAUCCGUGCCACCGGCCUCUGCGGCUCGGACCUCCACUACUUCUACCAGGGCCGCAACGGAGACUUCGUCGUGCGGGCUCCGCUAUGCCUUGGUCAUGAAUCAGCCGGCACGGUCACCGCGCUAGGCGCAGAUGUGACAACGCUGCAAGCAGGCGACCGCGUUGCUCUCGAGGUCGGCAUCCCUUGUCGCAAAUGCACGCUGUGUCUCCAGGACAGAUACAACCUUUGCAGCUCGAUGCGAUUCAGGAGCUCUGCAGCCGUAUUCCCGCAUCUGGACGGCACGUUGAUGGACAUCACCAACCAUCCGGCGAUCCUUUGCCAUAAACUGCCGCCCACGAUCUCCGACGUCCAGGCUGCCCUCAUCGAGCCCCUCGCGGUCUGCAUCCACGCGGUGAACCGCUCAAAGCUGGACAUUUCCGCCAUCGCCCAGAUCCCCCAGCGGGACGUGACGGCUCUAAUAUUUGGCGCCGGCGCAAUAGGGCUCCUCCUCGCCUGCGUCCUCGCCGCAACCCAGCCCUUCACCGCCAUCGUCGUCGCAGACAUCGACACAAAGAGGCUCCAGAUCGCCUCCACCCUGCCAUACACCAACAUCACCCCGCAUCAUCUCCUCGCCAAACAGGCGUCCUCCUCCUGCACCCCGGAAGCGGACGACGACUACGCAAAAUCCAUCGCCGCACAGCUCGCCGCCAAAUUCACCCUCCCGCACGGCUUCACCCGCGUCUACGACUGCACGGGCUCUCCGUCGUGCAUCCGCGCCGCCAUCCACGCGUCAUCUCCCGGCGGCGCCGUGGUCCUCGUGGGCAUGGGCGGUCCGCGCCUCCCCACACUCCCGCUCUCCUUCGCUGCGCUGCGGGAGAUCGAUUUGAUUGGCGUGCUGCGGUACGACGGCAGGUGUUAUCCCGAAGCGGUGCGGCUGAUGGCGUCUGGGAAAUUGGACGGUGUGACGGAGAGGAUAGUCACGCAUACGGUCGAGUUUGGGAAUGAGGGCGGGCAGAAGGCGUUUCGGUUGGCGGGGAAUGGGGUGGAUGACGAGGGAAAUACGGUUGUCAAAGUCGUUGUUAUGGGGGAAAAGGGGUGA
Coccidioides posadasii C735 delta SOWgp is the source of this 1188-nucleotide messenger RNA. RefSeq lists its product as uncharacterized. The record is from RefSeq and is a predicted model, not a curated record. Gene Ontology annotation, molecular function: zinc ion binding; L-iditol 2-dehydrogenase (NAD+) activity. NCBI's taxonomy places the organism in Eukaryota, Fungi, Ascomycota, Eurotiomycetes, Onygenales, Onygenaceae. Gene Ontology annotation, biological process: D-sorbitol catabolic process.